AUGGAUGAUUCUCUUGAUAAAGUGCAUUAUGAAUUUGAGAAUUUCCUGGUCAAAAUUUCAUCCAGUUCAAUAGACAGAACAUCACUGUGGUCAAAUCUACGAAGUUUUCUAAUUGACCUCGUAAAUAAAAAUAAAAGAUAUGAACCUGUUACGAAAACAUUGAGAUUAAUCGCGAAAAUUAAAUCCCAACAUGAUUUUAAUACAUAUUUAUCCGAGAAAACCUUCUACAAACUCUUUCCUUCCACUCAAUACAAAUAUCAUCUUGAAUCUAAGCAAAAAGAGCAUUGUUCAAAUGUAAAAAUUCGACCUCCAACGACAGAAUAUACAUCAAAACGUCAUAAUUACAAGGCAAAUAUCAAAGAAAUCGAUCUAACGAGAUUUAAUCCAAGGCGUCAUUCUUCAAAAUCAGUACCAACCAAGGAAAUUGAGGAAGAAUCACGACCAAAUACUGCACGGAGAUUAAGAAAAAUAGAAACAGAGUUUUUGGAAACUCCAAAAAUUGAAAAUUCGCAAAAUAUACUAUUAUCAACUUCAUUUCGAAGGACAAUUAAAAUGUCAGACAAUAUAAAAGAUGACAUGCAAGCUAUACAACAGUUUUCUGCUGCAAAUCCUGAAACAGACGAUACUUUAUUUCAUUACGGAUCUCUUGAUCAUUCAAACAGAUAUUCUUUCGAUGUAGUUAAAGCACCACCAAUUUCCAAUACAGAUUAUCAAACAAUUUCAAGAAAAGGAGUAUUUCAAAUUUCUCAAUCUGGAGCUUCCGAAUUUAUACCAAUAGACGUAUAUAUAAGAUCGAAAAUACAAUAUGGAAUGUUGCAACCGAUCCAAUUAUUCAGCCAAUUCAAAACUUACAAAACAUUUUUUUUAUGGAAACUUCGGACAGAAGAAAAGAAGUUUUUGAAACAGAAAAACACUUUCUCAGUUAUAGGUUGGAAUGCUCGACCAUCAUUUCCUAAUACUUUAUUAGAAUUUCGAAAAAUUUUAUAUGAAUUUUAUAAUCUCGAAUUUUUCUUAGUACAAAACACGAACAAUCACGAAUUCGAUGUCGUCAAACACAUAUUUGAUACAAAAGUUGAUGAAUUGAAAGACUUUGUUUACGAAAAAUCGAAAAAAAUCUACAAAAUUUUAGAUGAUUUUUGUUUUGUUAUAAAUAACAAAUAUCAUUUCAUGACAACACCAAGAAGCAUAGAUUUCAUAACAGCAGAGAAAAUACCACAAGCAUUAUUAGCUGGAGGUGCUCUAGCUUAUAAGGCUUCUUUAAGUAUUGCUGCAGAAAGAGAAAUUGAAAAACAACAUAAAAGUGACACAGAAUAUUGUUUGACAAAUGUGAAUCAUCUAAAAAACUUCUUGAAAAUGUGUGAUAAAAUGAUGAUUGAAGUUUUCACAACAUUGUUCGAACGAGAAAUGAAUAAGUUGUUUGAUCUUUUUCGUAAUCAAAAUUCAGAACAUUUUUUCAGAGUUUUUUUAGUUUACGAAACCGAAAAAAUUUCAUUUAGUCCAACUCUCAAAGAUUUAACAGAGUUAUUUAAUAAUUACAUCAAGAGCUUAGUAAAUAUAUUUGAUGGUUUCGUGAGACCUUUAAAAAUCGAUUCAACAGGAAAACACAAAAUUCAAAAAUGUGAAAAUGUUUGUCAAUUUUUAGAGAAAAACAAAAUUAUUUUAAACAUAAGAGAAGAAAUGAGAAAAGAAAUCGAAUUUUCUUAUGAAGAUGCUGUUAAAUCAAGUGAGUUAUAUCUAGAACCUGCACAUCAAAUCAAUUUAUUCAAAAACAAUUGGCACAAAAUGAGGGAAAUUGUAAACGAUCCUCAAAAAUUUGUCCAAAAUUUGACAGAUUUUACAAAUCUCAAAGAAUCUGUUAAAAAAUUACAUUCGAAUUAUCAUCAUAACAAAAUAAUUUUGGAUGCAAGAACAUUGAAACAAGAAUUAAUUGAAAUCACUGAUAAUUUGAUACAAGAUAAUAAUUCCAUCUUGUUUUCUAAUUUUAGAACAAUUUGUGAGAACAUAAUUGAAGAUGUCAAACAUAUCAUUUCUACUUUAGAACUCAAAGGAUAUAAUUUAGAAAACAUUGCCGAGUUUAAUUUGAAUAUUUCGAAUGCGAUUGUUUUUAUUCCUGAAUUAAACAAAAAUACAACAAUUAUUAAUGGAAUUAUUGAUCGAGCAAUACAAUGCGGGGAACUUUUGUUACCUGUUUUGAGUCAAUCUCUUGAAGAAGUUAAAGAAAUAACAAACGAAUUUGACAAAAAACUUACAAGAGCUCAGAAUUUAAUGGAAGGAGCAAAAAUCAGAGCUUUGAACGAAUUGAAAGAGAAACAGAAAGAAAUUGAUUCUAAAAUUAAAACAUUAGAACGCCAAAUGAAACGUCAAUUCGCUAUUUGUAAUGUAAAUCAAUCUCCUGAAGUUGCAAUUUCUGAUAUAAAUCAGGCUUUGUCAAAUUUAGAAAAUGUCAAAGUAAUGGUUAAAGAUUUCACUUCUGUUUCAAGUAGAAUGAACUAUUCUGAUUAUGAUUUCUCUAGUUUAAAGACAGUAGAAAACGACUUAAAAGUCAUUUUGCAUCAUUGGAAAUAUUAUCAAGAAUUUACUGUUAAAUUGAAAUCGAUAAUUGACAAAAGAAUGGUCGAUUGUAACUUACCUUCUUUGAUUGAAUUCAUUAAUUCUUAUUCGGAAAGGGAGCUUCGAUCUGUUAACCAUGUUUUGUAUGACAAAAUGGCAUAUGUUUAUGAAAAUAUCGCUCAGUAUUUACCAUUUUUCACAACAAUCUCAAAAAUAGAAAUGAAUGAUGUCAGAUGGUCAAAUAUUUGUGAUAUUUGCGGUUUGAAAUUUUUUGAAAUCAAACCUUUAUUCGUUUUAGAAUUUCUCAAACCAGUAUUUAUCAACAAAGUUGAUGAGAUCAGAGACUUCAUCAUAACAAUGCAACAAAGAGAAAACUUAAUGAAACAUUUCAACGAAAUGAUUGAAGAAUGUUCGAAUUUGAGUUUUAAAUUUGUAAACUCAAAAAUGGCUGGCAAAAAUAUUGUUACUUUUCCUUGUUUAUACGAUGCAAAUCAAAUAUGCGAGAACUACAUGUUGUACUUGAAAGGACUUAAGAAUAAUGAUUAUUUCGACUCAAUUAGAUUACAAUCAAAAGAAUGGACAGAAAAAUUAAACAUUGCAAUCAAAAUUUUGACAAAUUUGAGGUCAUUUCAAACAGAUUAUGUUUAUGUUUUAAGUAUCACGAAGAAUUUAUUUGGAAGUUUCCAUUAUCCUUAUUUAUUCCAAAAACUUAAAUUUGUCAAUAAUUUUUAUGACACUUUUAUGAGUCAAGUUUCGAAAAACCAAACUGUUUUUAGUUUAGUUCCAGAACCAGAGAAAAGGUUCAAUGAACAAAUUGAUGAUACAGCAGCAUUCUCGUCUAAAUCAAGUUUGGAUUUCGUAAUGUCAGGAAAUAAAGAUAAAACAAAAGUGUCAAAUGACGAUAAUCAGCCGAUAACGGAUCAGAAAAAUGUUAUUGGAGAAUUAUUAGUAAAUUGUUUAAUUGAAGGCAAGAAAAGAUGCCAAACUAUUAUGAAAUUGAUACAUCCUUUGUUAGACCAACAGAGACAGCUUUAUCCAAGAUUAUAUUUGUGUAAUGAUGAUGAAUUAAUUGGAAUAAUCAUUGCUUGUUCGAAUUUGAGAUUUUCUCAAAAUGAUUUCAAACCAAUUUUCCCAGCAAUUUCGAAAUUCCACAUUUCUAUGGCAGACAGCGAAAGAUUACUUGGAAUUUCAAAUAAAUUAGGUGAAACUUAUUCGUUUUCAAGUGAAUUCAUUGUUCCAAAACUUUCUUUUACCGAAUUAUUGAUGAAAAUAGAAAGUGAACUGAAAAAUACUGUGAAAGGAUCAAUUUCUGAUUGUUUUAGUACAAGAGAUUAUACUGAUUUAACAAAAUUAUAUGAGAAAUAUCCAUUACAAGCAAUAUUAGUAUCAGAAUCCGCCUUCUUUAAGAACCAACUCAAUGAAAUAAUGUUGAAAGAUUUCACAAGAAAUGAUUUUACUUUUUUGAGGAUAAAAAUCGAAGAAAGUAUCAAAAACUUAAGAGAUGAAAUGAAGAGAAAACCAGAGUUUACAACAAAACUCGCCAACAUUAUAUCAUUAAAACUCAGACAAAGAGAAAUUGCAACAGAAAUAGAAAACCAUUUUAUUAUGGAUAACAGAGAUUUCAUGUUAAACAAACAUUUGUGGAUCAAUAUUUCUCAAAUUGCUUCUGCAGAAUUAGUCACAAUUUCAUAUAUGAAUCAAUCAUUGACAUAUGGAUAUGAAAUGAUUGAUAAUCCUUCUAUUAUUCCUUUGUCUGACACAGAAGAAAAUGGUUUAUCCGCAAUGUUUAUUGGCAUGUCAAAUUUCGAAUUGUUAUUAACAAAAGUUUUCAAUUCAAACAGAAAUUUGUCAAAAGUUUUUGCUGAUUUCAUUGGAUAUCUUUAUUUCGAAUCUGAAAAUUGUGAUAAUUUAAUCGAUUUGAUUUCUCACAAUAAAAUCAUUUAUAAUAUCACGAAAAGCAGCACUUCACAGAGUUUUAAUGACUUCUAUAAAAUCAUUGAAAACAAUGUGAGACAAGUGAAAGUCAACAAUUGUUUCAAAGACAUAAAACUUGAGAAACAAUUUCUUGUCACUUUUUCAGAAAAUUGCGAAAUUCCAGGAUAUUUGAAACAAAGAUAUCGACCGAUUUAUCUGAAUAAAGAACCAAAAGAAUUAUUAGUUCAAAAGAUAAGUGAAAUAAGAGAAGAAAUCAAACUGAAAAUCAAUAACCAGCUUGAUUUAGACAUCAUUUCUAAAUCGAUUUUUAAUUUGGAUCCUGUUCCUUUCAUAUACAAAACAAUGCAAAAGAAUGAAAUUUAUAUCAAAAACAAAAACAGAUAUUUCUUCAAUCUUCCUGAAUAUUUCUUGACAGGAGAAGUAAGAGCUCUUGAAGAUCCAAUUUCUUUGAUUUUACCUGAUAAUUUGAUCCAAACAAUGACAAAAAUCAAUAAUUUGUUCCAAGAAUAUGAACUUAUUUCUCCAAGAAGUCAAUCGCCAGAUAAUCCAAUACGUGUUCAUGCGAAAUCUCUUAAGAUUGUUUCAAAAUCUUUCUAUCAUUUCCUUGGUUUGUUUUUUGUUUCUCUCGGUGAACAAAUCAACAAAUUAAAUUUCUCUUGGAAUGAAUCAAAAAACAAAAAAAUUAAAUUCCUUGUUCAUGGUUAUAAACCGUUAUGUAUCGAAGUUUAUAAAAAAGUGACACUUAAAUGUUGUAACGGUUUAUUUAUAGAAGAUAUCAGCUUAAAAGACUUAGCGUUUAUCAUGGCACAAGAGAAGAGUUUGAAUCCUUAUUUCAACGAAAUAAUUGUUUAUUUAGAAAGUUUGAUCGAAAAAAGGAAGAUUUUAUACAAAGAAAACGAGAAAACAAUUUAUUUGUUGAUGAUUAAGAAGUUAAACAAACUCAGACAAUUAGCAAAACAAAAUAUUUUGCUAUCAGAGUUAAUAGAAAAGACUUUCAAUUCUGAUUUUGAUGAAAAUGAACACUUUUUGUCUUUCAUUUUAUCAAAAAGAAUUCCUUUGGUAAUUAAUGGAGAAAUGUCAUGUGGAAAAAGAACUUUCGCAAAAGGUUUCUUGGCAACAAACAAAAAACCAAAGGAUUCAUUUAUUUACGUUUCUCCUUUCAACCAAAACAUCAAUAAAGUUGUUUUCAACAAACUCAAAUUUGUAAAACAAAUGGAAUACAAACCAAACUUGAAAGGAGGAAUACUUUGGAUUGUUGUUUUCGAUUAUCAGUUGUGUUCACCUGAAAUCAAGAAUUUUGUCAAAAGUUUCUUACUUUUUAGAUCAAUUCAAACACCAGAAAACACAUACGUAAGAGUAUCAAAUAUCCAAUUGAUCAUUACAACAACAAAUCCAAAUAAGUUUUGUUUUGCACCUUGUCACUUUUUGAGUUGGGAAAAAGUGACAGAAGCUGAUGUUGAUCAAGUUGAUUUGUUCCAUUUCAAUGACGAAAUAUUAGACAAUAUUAAAGAAUUCCUCAAGAAACAAAACUUGUAUUUUGUCAAACAGUUUUUGUCAUUAACUUUUAACAUGACAAAAAUUUCGGAUAUUUCAAGAAUAUUUUCUAUUUAUUUUGGAUUGAAAAAUACUUCUGAUGUAUUCAAAUUACAAGAGAACGAAGUCAUUGAGUUCCAAAACAAUCAUUUCUGUGUUUCUGAUUUCAUUUAUCAGUUCAAUUUCGGUUCUUUGAUAAGUGAAGUCAUUUUUUCAAAAAUUCCAACGAUAAUUAAAACAGAUGAAUACAAAAUUUUCGCUGGAAUAAAAGGAACAGAAUUUGUUGUUUUAGACAAAAGUUCUCAUGGACAAAUUUUCACUUCUCUUGUUAAUAUCUCACAAACGAAAAACAAAAAGACAUUUAUUAUCGAAGCAUCGCAAAUUGAUGAUGAAUUGUUUGAUAUUUUGUAUUUCUUCUUGUAUUGUUCUGAAUACGCAACUCGUUCAACAGUUUUUGAUUUGACAGAUUUGCAGAUUUUCAAGAAUUAUUUGAACACAAAUCUCACACUAGAAAAAGCUUUUGAAACACUCAAAAGUUACAUCAAUUUCUUGAUUGUUUGUCGUGAAGACAAUUACGAGAAAAUUCCUUUGAUUUUCCGCCAGAAGAUGCCAGUUUUAGAAAUAAACAAAUCAUUGAUGAACCAAGCAAGAAUGGCAAAUAAUGAUUACGUAAAUAAACUCGUGAAAUACACAAACUUGAAUCUGUCAAUUUACGACAAAUUCACACAGGAUAGACAGAAGUUAUUGAAUGAGAAAACUCAAGAUUUCAUUGGAGAAAUUCAAUCAAUUACUUCAUUUUUCGGAAAUUUGACUUCACUUCGACCAAAAAUUGAUUUUGAUUUACCAAAAGAUGAUGACGAAGAUAUAACACAGAAAGCAGAACAAUUAGACAUCAAAAUCAAAGAAACUAAAAAGAAGAACACAAUUUUCGAAGAACAAAUCAAAGAUUUCACAAGUAAACUUGAUUUGAUCAAAAAAGAUUUGGAACAAAAUUUGCCAAAUCGAAUUAAAGUGGUCACUUCACUUAUCCUUAAAAUUGACAUUGAUAAUCAGAAAAGACAAGUUUUGAGAUGGAUUUCUCAAAGAGAUCAAACCUCCGUUUUAUGCGAUGCUUUCAAAGACAUAUUUGGAUAUGUAACUAUUUCCAUUUUUCCUGAUCCAAUAAUUGAUGGAACGAAAACAAACAUUGUUGAAAGUUUACUCAAUUUAAAUCUUGAGAAAAUUGAUCCUUUGAUAUCGAGUAAAAUCCAGAAAUACAACAAUUCGGAGAUCAAUUUCGUUAUAAAAGAAAACGAAAUAACUCCAAUAACAGAUAUAGAAAUUGUUGAUUAUUUCAUUAGAUGGUUCUCUGUUGUAAUACAAAUUGUUGAGAAAAACAAAGCCAAAAAUGAAAUUUCAAACGAAAUUUCUAACAUUAAAAACAGAAUUAGAUUGAACAAUAAGUUCCUCGAUGGUUUAUCCGAAUCUCAUGUUUCAGCAAUGGCUGUUCUGAAGAGAAGGGAUGAACAAACAGAAUGUCCAAGUUGGUUAUUAACUGCUUGGAAAAAUGAUAAAGAUGAUGUCAGAAAAUUAUUUAAUACUUUACAAAGUGCAGAACAAAUUUUAGAUUCAAUUAUAUCAGAAGCCGCCAGAAUUGACAUAAAGAACAAGAAUUUUUCAGCAGUUCAAGUUGCUUAUCAAUAUGGAAUUUGUUCUCUUUCAUAUGAAAAACGCCAUCAAAUAUUAAAAGAUUGUGAAUUACAAGAGUUUGACACUCCUUUCAAAUUAAUUGAAAAGAGAAUUACACUUGAUUUAUUGAAUAAUUCCAAAUCUGGUUCAUUGAAUUACUUCAGUUCUUCCACAUCAUCAAACUUAACUUCCAGGAAUUUAAGUGAUAGAACUUCCCAAAUGUUUAAUACUUUGGUUAUUUACGACCAAUUAUUCUUUAGAUCAGAAAGUGAUAGUUUAAUUGAUGAUUGCAUUGAUGUUUACUAUGAUCCACAAUCUAUUGCUUUGCAGCAUUUUUUAGUUGAAUAUGCAAUGAACACAAAGAUUAUUUAUGAUUAUAAUUAUGAAGAAGAAUUGAUUAAUUCAAUUGCAUCAGGAAAAAUUGUUUUUGCGUUUAUUGAUGAUUUAAAGAAAGGAUAUGAAUUCAUUGAUUUCGUAAGACACAUAACUUUGCAGAUACAAGCAAUGCAUUAUGUACAAUAUGGAGAACAAAGAAAACCAAUUGAAUUAUCAUUCAAAUUGCUGAUUUUCACAAAUCUCCAGGAUUUCAAACAUCCAAACAUCAUUUUGCAUGAUUACUCAGCAAGCAAAUUAGAAAAUACAACAUUCUUUGAACAUUUAGUUUGUUCUUACGUCAAUGAAACUUAUUGUACGGAGUUAAUUCAUUCUUUGAGAAAUGUAUCGAGUAUUAAUUCAAAUUUUCUGACUUCAAUGCGAAGAUUGGUUGAAUUAAGUCAUGAAUCAUGGCCAGAAUACUUCGAAAACAAUACAAAAAUGCUUCAAUUAAGAUCUAAUCUAGAGGGUUUCGUUAAUCUGGAUAAAUCAUUGAAUGAAGCCAUCAAAGAAAUGAAUACAAUUGAAAAGAAGAAAAAUGAAUUUUCUAAGUUGAAUUAUUUGUUGAGGAACGUUGUACAAAUGGCUAACAACAAGUUCUCUGUGUUCCAGUUGUUAUCAACUAUUAAGAACUACUUGAAAAAUACAAAAGUAAUGGAUCAGACAACAGCGAUUAAUAAUUUAGAAGAAAUUAUUUUGUAUUUUUUGGAAUUUUUGGAACCAAAAGAAAGAGUUUCAUUUUUGUCUAAUUUCGAAGCGAAAUAUCUCAUCGAAUACAAAUCUGCAAAAGAUUUCCUAAUAGAAGAUCAAUUUCCUAAACUCCAUGAAAGAAAUAUUUAUCCCUUAUUGCCUCAAGUUGUGAAUCAUAUUUUGCAGAAAUUGUCACAUUUUCCAAGAACUUUCUUUAUUACUGCAAGCAAAUCAACAUUUAGUUUCAACUCACAAGCUGAUAAUCCUUCUAUUAUCAUAGUUGAUGAUUUAUUACCUAUUGAUUUCAUUGCCAGAUUGUUGUAUCCUGAAAAAUGUUAUUUUCUGACUUCUUUUUUACUUCCAAAAAGUGAAGAUUUUGUUUUAUCAUUGUUCAAUUUAUGUGAACAAAAUGGUUCACGAGUGAUCAUUUUAUUUGAUGAUGCACUUCCGAAAUGGAUUAUUUAUUCUGUUCUUUAUUAUUCAAACGUUUUGAAUUUCGUUGAUUUUGCAAUUUUUACAUCAAAAAGUGACUUAGAAAAACUUCCAAUUUUACCUCAUGCAAUUUAUAGAUAUUUCAGCAGACCAUUUACAAAUAAUGGUGUUUCUAGUUUCCUUUCAGAAUUCAUUACUCAAAAUGUCAAUGAAUGUUUGCAUUAUUGCGGACCUUUGCUUCUUUUCUUCUCUAUUUUAAGUCAUAGAAAUGAUUUCAAAUUCCCAAUGCAAAUGUUGAUUCCUACUGUUAAUUUGGCGACUUCAUUCUUUGAACAGAAUUAUUUUGGCGACUUCAAUCUGAGGGAACUUUGGAAGAACUAUUUCAUCAACUACAUCGAAACAAUUUGUGGAGAUGUUGUUGACAAGAAUUCAUUGGUGAAACAAAUCGAGUAUUUCUUCAGACAAAACGAACCAAGUAUUCCUGGUUUAGCGCAUGUUGAUAGUCAGAACUCGAUUUACUUUGGAUCAGAAGUACCUCCGACAUUUAACAAUUCGUGCAUGAUGCUGAGUUUUGGAGAUGACAUUUCCAUUUACAAAAAUCAUAAAUGGAAAGAAUUUCUCGGAGAAAAGAAAUGUUUUUGCAUCAAAGAAUGCAAAGAUGGUCUCAAGAUUGAACACGUGAAACUAUCAAAUGCAUACUGGAAUCAUGACGAAUUGACAAUCAUUGGAACAGAUGAAAUAACAAUUUACGCAACAAAAUCUUUACAACUGAAUAUGAGUUCAACUGAACAACUCCCAGAUCCUAAUAAUUCUGUUGUUCCGAUUGCUGUUUAUGAUGGAAAUGAAUGCUUAGGAUUCAUCGAUCUCAAAUGCAGUGGCAAUCCAAUUCAAUGGGGAAUGGCUUCUGUUAGAGCUUUUCUUCCACCAAGAUAA
Messenger RNA from Trichomonas vaginalis G3, 10113 nucleotides. RefSeq names its product dynein heavy chain family protein family. Gene Ontology annotation, cellular component: dynein complex. The transcript has a single exon. Gene Ontology annotation, biological process: microtubule-based movement. Gene Ontology annotation, molecular function: dynein intermediate chain binding; minus-end-directed microtubule motor activity; dynein light intermediate chain binding. Bases 1 to 10113 code for a protein of 3370 amino acids. The record is from RefSeq and is a predicted model, not a curated record. Lineage: Eukaryota; Parabasalia; Trichomonadida; Trichomonadidae.